GGUUAGAGAGAGAGAGAGAGAGAGAGAGGGUGAGAGAGAGAGAUCGGGGGGCGAUGGAGAGCGAUUUGAGGGAGAAGCUCCUGAGGGAGGAGGAGGGGUUGGAUCGUCCGGCGCCGGAGGGGCCGGCCCCGGCGCCGGAGGCGAAGGAGGAGGAGGAGGAGGUGGCGGAGGGGGAGGAGGAGGAGGGGAUCAAGAGGAAGCUGGUGGAGGAGAACAAGAAGCUGUGGGUGGUGGCGGGGCCGUCGAUCUGCACGAGGUUCUCGACGUUCGGGGUGACGGUGAUCACCCAGGCGUUCAUCGGCCACAUCGGCGCCACCGAGCUCGCCGCGUACGCCCUCGUCUCCACCGUGCUCAUGCGCUUCGCCAACGGGAUCCUGUUGGGCAUGGCAAGUGCACUUGAAACUCUAUGCGGGCAAUCAUACGGUGCGAAGCAAUAUCACAUGCUAGGGAUCUACCUUCAGCGAUCUUGGUUAAUCUUGCUAACAUGUGCCAUAAUACUUCUCCCCAUCUUUGUCCUUACCACACCGCUCCUAAAACUGCUUGGCCAGGAAGAAUCCAUCGCAAUAAUGGCAGGCACAAUCUCUCUGUGGUACAUCCCUGUGAUGUUCUCCUAUGUGUGGGCCUUCACCCUUCAAAUGUACCUCCAAGCACAAAGCAAGAAUAUUAUUAUCACAUACUUGGCCGUUGUUACUCUCGCUGUGCACAUUUUCUUCUCAUGGUUGUUGACUAUAAAGCUUGGGUUGGGUCUAAGGGGAGUGAUGAGCUCGAUGAUAUUGGCAAUGUGGAUCCCGGUAUUAGGUCAGCUAGCAUUUGUGUUCUUCGGCGGGUGCCCUGAGACAUGGACUGGUUUUUCCUGUCUUGCUUUCAAGGAUCUCGGGGCAAUUAUCAGGCUCUCUGUUUCUUCGGGUGUCAUGCUCUGUUUGGAGCUGUGGUACAAUACCAUAUUGGUUCUUCUGACUGGGUACAUGAAGAAUGCAGAGGUUGCAAUUGAUGCUCUUUCCAUCUGCCUUAACAUCAACGGGUGGGAGAUGAUGAUUUCCAUUGGCUUGUUGGCAGCAGCAGGGGUGCGUGUGGCGAAUGAACUUGGAGCUGGGAGUGCGAAACGGGCAAAGUUCGCCAUAGUCAACGUGGUUAUCACGUCAUUUUCUAUUGGAUCUGUGCUCUUUGUAUUGUUCCUGUUGUUCCGGGGCCGGCUUGCAUACAUAUUUACCGAGAAUCCGGCAGUGGCCAAAGCAGUUGCUGAACUCUCUCCCUUGUUGGCUUUCUCGAUUCUGCUGAACAGUGUUCAACCUGUGCUAUCAGGGGUUGCUGUUGGCGCAGGGUGGCAGAGUGUGGUAGCUUAUGUAAACAUAACAUGCUACUACCUAGUAGGAAUCCCUCUUGGAACCAUGCUUGGUUAUGGCCUCCACUUCCAUGUUCAGGGGAUUUGGAUCGGAAUGCUGCUUGGAACACUUGUCCAAACUUUUGUGCUUUUGUUCAUCACAAUGAGAACCGACUGGGAGAAGCAGGUGGUUAUCGCCAAAGAGCGCUUGAACAAGUGGUACUUAAAUCAAUCUAAGGAAUCGAAUGGAAGGAACGGAACUCCUUAAGAUACAUUCUUUGAUACUCUUUACUGAAGCAGCUAAUAUAUCUACAUGUAUAGGAGCUUUCCACAUUCAUCUAGUCUUCUUCAACCAAUUUAAACUUUUAAAUCUCCCCUUCUUGGUGAUAAUGACACUUCCUCCAAUCUAAAUGAGCUUUUACUUAAUAAGCCCUCUCUCUCUCUCUCUCUCUCCAUUUUCUCUUAAGUAGAAGAAAGAAUGUUUUGGCUUACGGCUUCGGAGGUAUCUGCUUUGUAUGUAAUUCACCUCAACCCAUCUUUUGCUGGAUGGAACUAUGAAGAGCAUUGGAGGUUGUUUUGAGCACGCUAUGUCAUUGCGUCGCUUCACGCUAUGUCAUUGCAUCGCUUCGCGAGAUUUUGAUUGAAUUAGGUGUAUGUUUGUGGUCUCAUUUGAGCUUUUUCUUUUCCCAUUUUUUGGGGCCAUAUUUGUUCUGAGAGUGUUCUUCUGGUUGCCGUGAUGAGUGGAUGCAAUGUUGUAAUGCCAAAACAAUAGUUUCAAGGGUAUAAAAGUCAUAUGAUCUUCUCUCUCUCUA
Molecule: messenger RNA, 2133 nt
Organism: Ananas comosus (pineapple)
Lineage: Eukaryota; Viridiplantae; Streptophyta; Magnoliopsida; Poales; Bromeliaceae
Product: protein DETOXIFICATION 21-like
Exons: 8
Coding region: 54-1589 (511 amino acids)
Biological process (GO): xenobiotic detoxification by transmembrane export across the plasma membrane
Cellular component (GO): membrane
Molecular function (GO): xenobiotic transmembrane transporter activity; antiporter activity
Source: RefSeq, a predicted model, not a curated record